UCGUUUACAUAAUAUUUCAUAGUACAUACACGAAUACACGAUACACCAUGGGGCAUAGACUUUUUGCAGAGCAGUCGUCAUACCGGCCGACCGGGUAGAAAAAACUUUAAACUUUAAAGUACUUGGUUAAUUAGUAUUCAGUACUGCUCAUCAGACACCACUGAUAGUGAUCAGUGACUUGAGUUAGCAGUGGCCGGUGAGCUGAUCUGGGCGCCGUUGCCCGUGAGGUGGGUUUAAUACUUAAUAUUAUUGAGCACUCGACAAAAAAAUGGCCAAUCGAACGGUAAAAGAUGCAAAAACCAUUCACGGGACAAAUCCUCAGUAUUUGAUAGAAAAGAUCAUCCGGUCUCGUAUUUACGACAAUAAAUUCUGGAAAGAAGAAUGCUUUGCUUUGUCUGCCGAGUUACUGGUGGACAAGGCCAUGUUGAUGCGAUUUAUAGGAGGAGUAUUUGGAGGUAAUAUCAAACCCACACCUUUCUUGUGUUUGACGUUGAAGAUGUUGCAAAUACAACCAGAAAAAGACAUAAUUGUGGAGUUCAUAAAAAACGAAGAAUUCAAAUAUGUCCGCGCGCUUGGGGCAUUUUAUAUGCGUUUGACGGGCUCGUCAGUGGAUUGUUAUAAAUAUCUGGAACCAUUGUUGGCAGACAGUCGUAAGUUAAGAAGACAAAAUCGGGAGGGUCAGUUCGAGCUUAUAUACAUUGAUGAAUUUAUUGACUCACUGCUACGAGACGAACGUGUAUGUGACGUUAUAUUGCCACGUAUACAAAGCAGACAUGUGCUGGAAGAAAAUAAUGAGUUAGAACCCAAAGUGUCUAUACUUGAAGAGGACAUAGAAGAAGGUGUUGAAUCAUCAGAUGAUGAAGAGCCUACAGAUAAAAGAAGAGAAAAGGAACACAGGAAUAAACAUUCCCCUGUAAAAGAAAAAAGAAGAGACAGAGAGCGUGAUAAGAGGAAUAGAGAUAGAGAUCGAGAUCGAAGAGAUCGUGAUAGGGGCGAUAGAAGAGAUAGAGACCGUCAUAGAAGGAGUAGAAGUCAUGAUCGAGAACGAUCAAGAAGACAUAGGUCAAGAUCACCUUAUAGAAAAUAAAACAACACUUUUUCAUUUGUAAAUACAUGUAUAUUUUUUUUCAACAAAUAAAUCAUUUGAACUCAAUCAAAAUAAUCUUCUAUAUCAAUAUUAGGAUCUAACAAAUCGUCCAUUAAAUUA
Molecule: messenger RNA, 1207 nt
Organism: Metopolophium dirhodum (rose-grain aphid)
Lineage: Eukaryota; Metazoa; Arthropoda; Insecta; Hemiptera; Aphididae
Gene: Prp38
Product: pre-mRNA-splicing factor 38
Exons: 2
Coding region: 269-1087 (272 amino acids)
Cellular component (GO): precatalytic spliceosome
Source: RefSeq, a predicted model, not a curated record